AUCUGUGUUUUAUCGAUCGCGAUCGAUCAAGCGUACAAAACGGAGGUGAGAUCCUACGACGUAGUCGAAGACGAAAAUUUUGUUUGUUAAGCUAUCUGUUCACUCAUCACUGAGAUCAAUCAUGAGUUUCCAGGAGGAAUGGGAGAGGAAGAAAGAGGAAAGACAACGGAAGCGUACUGAGAUGGAUGGAGGACUUUCAAAAAGGCGAUAUACAUACAUGUAUGGCUCAGUUUCCCCACCAACCAAGACUUCUCACGUGAUAGUCCCAAGUGUUCAGCUGAAACAGACUCCCAAGUCACCCACGGCAAUGAAGAAUAAUAAUCUUGGAGAGAAACCACUCAAUGAAGCUGAAAAGAAGGCAGAGGAGUUGCGUCAAAAGAGAGAGCAGGAGCGUAUCGAGGCUGAACAGCGAGCGAAGGAAGAAAUCAUAACUUCUGUCACAUUGGACCUAGACAAGAAGGAGGAGAUACGUCGAGCUCGUGAAGAACGUGAGCGACAGGAAAUGCUAGAGGCAGAAGAAAGGAAGGCUAGGGCUGAGGUAAGAUGAUACUUGUUGUGUAUGGUUGGUUUGCUUGUGAUUGUGCCGUCCAGAUUGAGUCUUUUUCGGAGAUAGGAGAAACAGGGGGAGGAGGAGGGGGCAGUGGUGGAGAGAGGAAGAGGAAGAAGAUGAGGAAGAGGAGAUGAGGAUUAGGAUGUUGAGGAAGAGGAGGAGGAGAAGAAGAGGAAGGGGAAGAAGGAGAAGAAGGGAAAGGAGAAGAGAUCUAGAUCUAGACCUAUAUUAGAAUCUACCCAAGUCUAACAUUUCUACUUGAAGUCAGAGGAACAUUAAGUUAGAAAAACUUGAAGCAUAUCAAUUUAUUUUACUGUUCCAAAUGAUUGAUUUUGUCA
Lytechinus variegatus (green sea urchin) is the source of this 888-nucleotide messenger RNA. RefSeq names its product caldesmon-like. The record is from RefSeq and is a predicted model, not a curated record. Bases 122 to 547 code for a protein of 141 amino acids. The transcript is spliced from 8 exons. Lineage: Eukaryota; Metazoa; Echinodermata; Echinoidea; Temnopleuroida; Toxopneustidae.